AUGGCCGGUCGAGCAUGUUCUUACUCGUUGUCAAUGCCAAUGGGUAGACCAAAACGCGGCCGGUCUCGUCUUGGUUCAAAUAACGCUAUACAGUCUCCUGUUGCUACCGAGCCACGGGCAGCAGGCGAUAACCCGGUUUCACCUCCACAUUCGGAACAUAUCCUUGAAAAUGUAUCGUCUCUUGAUGUCGCUUCUCAUUUAUCUGGAUUUGAGCAGUUUCGACGGUUCCAUGCCCUCAGUCUUACAUUUAGCAUGCUGGGCCAGCCAGAAGCAGACCCCUGUGCGUGCUUAUCUAUACUAUAUUUACUGCUUGAGCGUAUCCGCACAACAACGCGCCCAUUUGCAGCUCCUGGCAACAUGCUCCUCUUACGGGAAUGCAUUGGCUCCGCACGAGAAGUAUUGAUCUGUCCCCACUGCCCCCAGGGGUACCUCUCAAGCAUCCAGAAUGUAUCAAUCCUGGGUACUCUAUGUCUAUGUAUUGCAGAAUCCUACUCCCGGAUCCUCCGCAGCAUCGACGAAGAGGAACAGCGUGCAUCACGCGCCAAUGAACAGAAACAGCUAGAGAUUACAAGUUCGGGUUUUGCUCCCACGCAAAACAAUAACAGCAAUGGCACUCCGACAUUGUUCCAGUGGAAAGCUGUAAUGCGAAACACUGUCAAGGCAGAGAUAUUUGGGGUUGAUGGCUAUCGAGAGAGAUGUUUUCUUUCCUUUAUUGCGGACUUGGAGGAGCGCCAGAAACGCUGGCAUGAGAAUCCCUCUGUGCCUGAUUUCAAUGAAAGCGGUCGCCUUGACGGUGCAGACGAGCAUAUACCGUUGUGUUUGGCAAUUAUCAAGGAAGCCAGAAGAAUGCUUAACGAUUUGGGCCUUUAG
Aspergillus versicolor CBS 583.65 is the source of this 870-nucleotide messenger RNA. RefSeq lists its product as uncharacterized. Lineage: Eukaryota; Fungi; Ascomycota; Eurotiomycetes; Eurotiales; Aspergillaceae. The transcript has 3 exons. Bases 1 to 870 code for a protein of 289 amino acids. The record is from RefSeq and is a predicted model, not a curated record.